AUCUUUUAUACCCGACUCUUCCUACUAUAUUUUUUUGAAGCUCAUCUGAUAAUUGUCAACAAAUCAGAUCCCUUGUAUAUUAAAAAGACGUUUCGACAUGGACAAUCACGGCGCAGCUCGUACUUCUCGAACCGCGCGAACUGAAGAACAACGACAGCAAGAUCUCAACAAGAUAGGAAAAUAUCAAGAACUUGAGGAAUCCAUCCGUGUUCGCGCUGCAGCAGAAAACUACGAUACCACCCUUUUCCAACUCACUUCUAAAUUACUACGUCUAAAUCCCGAAUAUUACACGAUAUGGAACGUCCGUCGCCGCUGUCUAAUCUCUGGAUUAUUGUCAGGACCCUCGGCUGGGUCAUCGCCCUCGAAGGAGUUACCGAAUAUUUCUCCGAGCGACACUACGAAUCCGUCUUCAGACUACUCCUCACCUUCGUCCUCGGAUGCGACCCCGCAAGGCCAAGGCUCCCCGACAGCUGGGAAGAAUGGUAUUAUAGUUGACGACGGGGAAUAUAUAACUUCAGAAGGGGAUGUAGAAAUCCUCAAUUCCGAGCUCGACUUCACUAUCCCCCUUUUACUCGAAUUUCCCAAGUGCUACUGGAUUUGGAAAUAUCGCAAAUGGCUUCUCGAGCAAGCCAUCGUACGACUACCCACAACCGCUGCUCGUAAGAUCUGGGAGGCCGAGCUUACUUUGGCAUCCAAGAUGUUAACCAAAGAUCGGCGUAACUUUCACGCAUGGGGUUACAGGCGGUACGUAGUAGCCGCGCUGGAGAGUCCCUCCCUCGGCGGGCGGAGCAUGGUCGAAGAGGAGUUCGCCUACACCACUGUGAAGAUCUCUGCCGACCUAUCUAAUUUCUCAGCCUGGCAUAAUCGAAGCCAGUUAAUGCUACGUCUACUAGAAGAGCGUAGCGCCGACGAUGCGGCGAGGAAGGAAUUCCUCAAGGCAGAGCUCGGUUUCGUCCGAGAUGCCCUUAAUGUCGGCCCAGAAGACCAGAGCUUAUGGUAUUAUCAUCAAUAUAUGGUGUCGCAAAUCGUCAGCUAUGCUAGCAAACAGGCCAUAGCGCCGGCUCUGACCAUUGUCGAGAGGGCGGCCUACGUGAGGGAGGAGAUUGACCAGAUAAAAGAUCUGCUGGAGGAUUACGAAGAUGUAAAAUGGAUUUACGAGUCUCUGCUCGAAUAUACCAUCGCCCUAAAGCGACUCGGAGAACAUGGCAAUGAGGAUAUCCAUAUCGAUGAGCCUAGUAAGUGGCUAGCGAAAGUCCGAUCACUGGAUCCGAUGCGAGCAGGUAGAUGGAGUGAUGUAGAGAAGCAAUUGGCGCAAAUUGGCAUUAGCAUUAGAUAAUGGCUAUGGAUAUAUGCGUGGAAAAUGUUACUACGACUUUCCAGUUGCCCGGAACGUUUCUACUUCGAUAUUAAAAUUACACAGGUGUCGUUCCAUUGCAUUUACUCACGACUAGGCUCGCACCCGCUCCGACCAAACCGUCGAAAUAUGCGAGCAGGGUCUCCACAGGUAUCAUAUCAAGCAACCCAAGGGUGGGAUUCGAGGACUUCAGUGUCUUUCCUCC
Molecule: messenger RNA, 1559 nt
Organism: Annulohypoxylon maeteangense
Lineage: Eukaryota; Fungi; Ascomycota; Sordariomycetes; Xylariales; Hypoxylaceae
Product: protein prenylyltransferase
Exons: 2
Coding region: 98-1336 (412 amino acids)
Biological process (GO): protein geranylgeranylation
Cellular component (GO): cytoplasm; Rab-protein geranylgeranyltransferase complex
Molecular function (GO): Rab geranylgeranyltransferase activity
Source: RefSeq, a predicted model, not a curated record